AUGCUGCUCACCAACGUGAGAUCAGAAGCUACCUGUGUCUAAAAAUUAGGAUAGCCAUAAUCAUGUGAUUUAAAAAAAAUCUAUUGAUAAUGUGCCAUUGACUAGGCGGCCAACCAUCCAGGUGCCGCUAACGUUAGGUCGUUAGUUAGCUAGCUAGUUGUUGUCCAAUGUCAAUGAAGGAAUGGCAGGUAGGUAAGUAGAUGGCUAGUUGAGUCAGUUCCUUGCCUCUCAUGGAUGACCAGGGGUGUAAUCAUUACGCCGAUUCUGUUGUAAAAAGUUUCGCAACAGAAACAGUUUACUCGAAACGGAAAACCCAAACGAGAGUUUCUAUUGUACAAAUUCAGGUAGACUCUCCCCGUUUCUUAUAGGUAGACUCUCCCCGUUUCUUAUAGGUAGACUCUCCCCGUUUCUUAUAGGUAGACUCUCCCCGUUUCUUAUAGGUAGACUCUCCCCGUUUCUUAUAGGUAGACUCUCCCCGUUUCUUAUAGGUAGACUCUCCCCGUUUAUUUUGCUUCCGUUUGGUUCUUAAACAGUAAACUGUUUCAGUAAUGAAUACACACCCAUGUGAGGUCCCACUCCCACUGUAACUUAUAGUGACCGUGGUGUGUCAUCCUAUCUGAUCCAACAUUAUAAUGUUAUGUGUGUCCCCCUCCAGAAUGGUGAUGUUAUGUGUCCCCCUCCAGAAUGGUGAUGUUAUGUGUGUCCCCCUCCAGAAUGGUGAUGUUAUGUGUGUCCCCCUCCAGAAUGGUGAUAUUAUGUGUCCCCCUCCAGAAUGGUGAUAUUAUGUGUCCCCCUCCAGAAUGGUGAUAUUAUGUGUCCCCCUCCAGAAUGGUGAUAUUAUGUGUCCCCCUCCAGAAUGGUGAUGUUAUGUGUCCCCCUCCAGAAUGGUGAUGUUAUGUGUCCCCCUCCAGAAUGGUGAUGUUAUGUGUGUCCCCCUCCAGAAUGGUGAUGUUAUGUGUGUCCCCCUCCAGAAUGGUGAUGUUAUGUGUGUCCCCCUCCAGAAUGGUGAUGUUAUGUGUGUCCCCCUCCAGAAUGGUGAUAUUAUGUGUCCCCCUCCAGAAUGGUGAUAUUAUGUGUCCCCCUCCAGAAUGGUGAUAUUAUGUGUGUCCCCCUCCAGAAUGGUGAUAUUAUGUGUCCCCCUCCAGAAUGGUGAUAUUAUGUGUGUCCCCCUCCAGAAUGGUGAUAUUAUGUGUCCCCCUCCAGAAUGGUGAUAUUAUGUGUCCCCCUCCAGAAUGGUGAUAUUAUGUGUGUCCCCCUCCAGAAUGGUGACUGACGUGCAGCUAGCCAUCUUCGCCAACAUGUUGGGUGUGUCUCUGUUCCUGCUGGUGGUUCUAUAUCACUACGUAGCUGUCAACAACCCCAAGAAACUGGAGUAG
Coregonus sp. 'balchen' is the source of this 1376-nucleotide messenger RNA. Lineage: Eukaryota; Metazoa; Chordata; Actinopteri; Salmoniformes; Salmonidae. The record is from the annotation of a GenBank genome assembly.